Durusdinium trenchii is the source of this 2084-nucleotide messenger RNA. Lineage: Eukaryota; Dinophyceae; Suessiales; Symbiodiniaceae. The record is from the annotation of a GenBank genome assembly.
UAUAUAUAUAGAUUCCUCUCGCCUGAGAUGCUGAAUGGACACAUUUCAGUAACCGGACACUGCGUGUAUAGCGUGUUUUCCUUCAGCCAAUUUUUCCUCAAGUUGAUGUGAGAUGUGGGGCGACUGGUUUUAUCACCAUGGGGGCCAAAAAGAAAGCUCAAAAAUGUAUGCCUGGAUUCAACAGGCUGCUACUUGUGGGGCUGAUAUUCGCUGGCUUUUGCUUGGGGCUUUGGUUUCAAAGCGAGGUGUCCGGGGUCAAAAAUGCGGAGCGAGGCCAUAGUCUCGACAUGAUAGAACUCUUUGAGCAGGAAGCCCAGAAGGCCCAAGACGCCAGUGCUGCAAGGCCCGUAAGGCCACAAGCCUUUCCUACAAGACCUGGCGUCCAGCACAUGAAGGACGAGUUGGAUCAGCUAAAGGAGGACGAUCCUCUUACAAUCGAGAAUCCAGUCCAGGACGACGUGUCACCUGUGGCUUUGGCCGAUCCGGUAGAUGACAGGGACCAGAACGACAAGAGCUUUCAAUCUGCCGGGGCAGCAGUACCGGAGACACCGGGUUCACAGCCUUCUCCGCGUCGACGCCCUUUGAGGGAGCCCAAAGUGACGGUGAAAUCCGUAGACUCUCUCUUGCGGCGUGGAGUUGGUUGCAAUCAUUGUUGCAAUGACGGGGCCAAAAAUGGCCCAUGCUUUGAUGUAGAAGCUUGUGCCGCUGGCGUUUCAGGAGGACGAUAUGCCUUUGUUUAUGCCCACGUGGGGAAUCAUGGCUGGCCAUGGCUCACAUUUCUGGAUAGCAUGCGAGCUCAGAGCUUGAAAUUAGAAGAGCACGGCGGUGUUGCUGACAUCGUCGUUCUGAUGCCUCAGACGGAUAUCCAGCAAUUGGGGUGCCGUCAACGUCGCCUAGUGGAGCGGUACCAGAUUCGACUGAUUGAGGUGCCAUGGACCAUUCCACCGAAGUCGUGGUAUCCGAGCUACUGGUGGCCUGGAAAAGCCGAUGGUUGGUGUGGUCCACAAGACCUGAUGAGAUUACAUGCCUUGGGCCUGGAUGAGUAUGAUGCGGUCGUUUUCUAUGACCAGGAUGUGGAGUUUCAAGGUGAUAUGACACCCGUGCUGCACUGUGCUGCGCGAGGGUACUUCAUCAGUGCAAGCGGCGGGGUGGGAGAACCCUUCAAUGUGGGAUUCUUUGCCUUGAGGCCCAGCAAGAAGUUGCUCCGUGCAGCUGAAAUUUUCGGUGCAAACGUAAAUUUUUCGAUUGAGACAGGCUGGGGUGACUGUGGGUUCCUGCCUUCCGGAAGCAAGUUUGUUGGUGCUGAAUGUGGGCAAGGUUUCUUCCACACGCUCUUCUACAAGGACUGCAAAGCAGUAAAGAGGGCUCUUGUGGAGGCAGGCUUGCAAGACAUCAAAGGAAAGGCACGUUUGCCUUUGCAGUCUGUCAUGGUUGAUCGAUGCAUUUGGAACUACCAAAAUGAUGGUGAUUGUGGCAAUCAUUUAUUCAACUGCAGCGUCAUCCGAGUGCACCAUAAGCCUACCCACAAGCCUGAGAAUGACAGGUUGUGCGGCAAGCUGAAGUAUCAUCGCGGAGGGUGGACUGGAGAACCACAGCCUCCUUUCCCACCGCCACCACCGCUGAAAGUGCGGAAAGGGAAGGAGGCCUGUGUGCCGAGUUGUGUGGAGCUUGGGAACAAUUGCAUUUGCAAUGCGCCUAUGCCUCCACCACACCACAUUAAGAAUGUGACUGUGGACGGGCGCCCCGUUCACUGCCAGGAGCAGGUGAGAAGCCCGAGCAAUGAUUUCUUUGCGGUGAAAAUCACUGGAGCAUCGCAAAUCACCAUUCGGCGCCUAGAUGCUGAGUCUUGCUGGUGCGAUGACGUCACCAUUGAAUGUUGCAUGGCGUGAGGACGGACCAAGAAAGGCGGGACAGUCAUGGAUGACAUGGUCUUAAAGGACGAACACGAGAAGUCCAAGAAACAUUUGCCCCCACACUGCAAGUUGGCCGAGCAUAGUGCACAAGACUCCUCCUCCCGGAGAAUGUCAGCGAAGUCAGCCGACUUGACCUACCCAAGCCGAGCGAAAUGUCCGAGUCCAGCGACG